AAUAUGAGCAAGAUUAUUCUGAAAUAUUUUCAAUCGGGAAGAUUUUUAUUUGUAUUAACAUUACGUAUUUAAAAAAUAAAACAAAAAUAAGACAAGAGUUGUAUAAUUGAGCAUAAUCGAUGCUACAGAAAUUUGACCUGACUAAGCUGGCAACCGUUGCACCCGAACACGUUAUCGUUGUGGAAUGCAAGUUCAUAUAAAAAGACAAAUUGAAAGUGACCAUAAAUUUUGCGGUUGGGAAGUUUGCACGUCGAUGAGGUGGCUCUUACAGAAGUGUUAUUUGUCUACUAUUAAAUUCUUCGUUACAGUUGGCCAGAAAUGACAAAUCCAGCUGAAAGAUUAAAUUAUUCGCAAGAUAGUAGCAGCGAUACUGAAACAGAUUACAAAGAAACAGAUGCUAGAGAACAACAAAGAUUAUACCAAAAUAGAUUAAGUUGUGGUGGUUCGUCCAAACCAAAACCUUGUCUGGUACAGAAGGAUGGAAGCAACGAUCCACAUUGCCAUUAUAAUUCAAGCAGACAUGGCACAAAUAUAAAUCAAUCGAGCAGACUCCGCUCUGGAGUUGGGGUUGGAAAGAGUCAACAAAACCAAAGUAGAGAUAUUAUACCAUGCAGCAAUUUAACUACAGAGGCUUGUAUUCCGCUAAGUAGUGAUGAACGAAUAACAUUGAUCGUUGAUAAUACAAGAUUUGUUAUAGACCCAGCUUUAUUUACUGCACGCCCAAAUACAAUGUUAGGAAGAAUGUUUAGUUCCGGAGUAGAAUAUGCUCAGCCAAAUGAACGCGGUGAAUACAAAGUUGCCGAUGGAAUAUCAGCUAUGGUGUUUCAAGCUAUUCUUGAAUAUUACAAAGGUGGAAUAAUACGUUGUCCUCCUACAGUUACUGUACAAGAAUUACGUGAAGCUUGCGAUUAUCUUCUUGUUCCAUUUAACGCAAGUACAGUAAAGUGUCAAAACUUAAGAGGAUUAUUACAUGAAUUAUCUAACGAAGGUGCUCGCUGCCAAUUUGAAAGGUUCUUAGAAGAUUUAAUGCUGCCUUUGAUGGUAAAUAGUGCACGUAGAGGUGAUAGAGAAUGUCACAUAGUUGUUUUAUUGGAAGAUGAUAUAGUCGAUUGGGACGAAGAAUAUCCACCACAAAUGGGAGAAGAAUAUUCUCAGACCGUUAACAGUACCGCCAUGUAUAGAUUUUUCAAAUACAUCGAAAAUAGGGACGUAGCUAAACAAGUUAUGAAAGAACGUGGCUUGAAAAAGAUACGUUUAGGAAUCGAGGGUUAUCCUACUUAUAAAGAAAAAGUUAAAAGAAGGGCUGGCGGUCGUGCCGAAGUUAUUUACAAUUACGUUCAAAGACCAUUCAUACAUAUGUCUUGGGAAAAGGAAGAGGCCAAAAGUCGUCAUGUUGAUUUUCAAUGUUUAAAAUCUAAAUCAGUAACUAAUCUCGCAGAAGCCACUGCCGAUCCGGUAUUAGACGCCGGAGGAAAUCCGAUAAAUGCACUUUUACAAGCAGCAGAACCAAUGCCUCAACCAGAAGUGGCACUGCCGAUGGGUUCUGAUGGUGACGUUGAAGGUGGUAUAGGCUUAUCUGCCGAUCAGGACCAAGGACCUUUACCGCCCGAUGAAUUAUCAUGAACCUUAUCCGUUAAUCGUAUGUUUAUUUUUUUAACACAUUGACGCACAAUUUUGAUAUUUAAAUCUUUCCUUCAAAAUAUAUUUCUUUUUUUUUUUUUUUGGGAAUCUUCUUUCAUUGAUAUAAAAAGUUGGAUUAAAGGAUAGCAAAUGUUUUUAUACUAGAGCUGUUGGUUUUACAAUAAAUCAUUAUGACAUUUACCUUUUCUUUUUUAAAUUAAUAUAAUAAAUCAGAUGACUGUAGCUCUGUCAUUUGCGUCAACGUGUUUUAAAGAAUGAACAUUCCUUCCUUCUUUUGAUUCUUUCUUCAUUCGAAUCGAAAACUCAAAUUCAAGCCAAUCCCCUCUUUUUAUCUACCGCUUCUCCCCACAUUCAUAUACAUAUAUAUAUGGAUGGAGCACUGUUUUUCUGAAACACGACUGUUCAAUGUCCAAGGCGCUUUGUGGGAUAGUCCUUGGAUAAACUCGAUUUGCUCUUAAGAUCUAGUUUAAAAGACGUAUGCAUUAUGACAGUGAUUUUUUGUAUUUUGUAUAUAUAUAUAUAUGAUACGAGGUAUGUUUCUUAUAUGCGAAAUUGAUUGUGUUAUUCAUAAAUACACCGCGUUCUUUCGAUUCAAAUCGAUAUAAACUUUUCCCAUUUUGUACUAUCAAUAAAGUUUACAAUACGAUUUCUCUAUAA
This is a messenger RNA of Polistes dominula (European paper wasp), 2298 nucleotides long. Its product is annotated as BTB/POZ domain-containing protein 10. The record is from RefSeq and is a predicted model, not a curated record. Gene Ontology annotation, cellular component: cytoplasm. Lineage: Eukaryota; Metazoa; Arthropoda; Insecta; Hymenoptera; Vespidae. Gene Ontology annotation, molecular function: protein binding. Gene Ontology annotation, biological process: positive regulation of phosphorylation.